Cyprinus carpio (common carp) is the source of this 1622-nucleotide messenger RNA. RefSeq lists its product as uncharacterized. NCBI's taxonomy places the organism in Eukaryota, Metazoa, Chordata, Actinopteri, Cypriniformes, Cyprinidae. Bases 318 to 1583 code for a protein of 421 amino acids. The record is from RefSeq and is a predicted model, not a curated record. The transcript has 2 exons.
CGCUCUGUUGGUGAUGUGUUGAGGCAGCAGGAAAAAAGUUUGUUACACGCAGUGUGAGAAAAUGUCCAGAGGUGUUGACAUGCUACACUCCUCUCAGACCCCUUACAUCUUUGGGAAGCUUUGACAUGCCAUAAUCUUUUUACAAAAUCAGAAAAGAGAGGUCUUCAGUAAAGGCACUAAGAAGAAAACUGUGUCCUGUCAUUCCUGGAGCCACACCUUCUCUUACUGAAUGUUUAGCUCGCUGCAUAGGCUGAGUAGCCACACACUCAACCGAGGGCAGAAGAGUAAAAAGAUUACCUACCUAUUAAGCACCCAAGAUGUCUCAGUCUGAAGCUACACCGCCUAUGUCCCAGAUGGUGGCCCGGUCGGAGUGCUGCUCACGUUCUUCGCGCCGUUCGUCCACCAGCCAAGCCGCAGCACGAGCCCGAGCAGAUGCAGAAGCUGCCCGUGCCAGAGCACAGUACGCCAAACGCCAGAUCGACAUGGAGGUUGAAAAGGCGCGCAUCGAGGCAACGCUAAACGCUCUGAUGAAGGAGGGUGAGGCUGAAGCAGCGCUUGCUGCAGCUUAUGUUCUGGAAGCGGCAGCUGACGAGGAGCACCACGCCAUCGACCUCAGUGAGCAAGGCAUCUCCCCUAAGACGCCUCCUUCCAUUAGACGUGCUCGAGACUAUGUGAAUGCUCACUUCACCAACUUCAGUUUGCAAGUGAAAGAAGAAGAAAAGCCUGACACAAGACAACUGGUCAGUCAUAACGACUCUCACCAUCUACAACAGAGCCAAACACCAGUCGCUUCCUCUCCAGGUGAACAUCUCACUGAUCUUGUAGACAGGGAGCAGCUGAAGCACCCUCCUACACACAUAAAAAUGGACUUUUCACCCCAGCCUAGACCUUCAGUGACUCCACAAACUGAACUGUCGGAUCUAGCAGCCUAUCUAGCACGCCGUGAUCUGCUGACAGCGGGAUUCAAGGUUUUCGACAACCGUCCUGAGUCCUACUUGUCCUGGAAGUCCAUCUUCUGCAAUGCCAUAGAAGGCCUUCACCUUAAGCCCAGCGAAGAGCUUGACCUUCUAACCAAGUGGCUCAGCGGGGAGUCACUUCAACACGCUCUGAGGAUCAGGGCGGUCCAUGUGAACAACCCACAAGCAGGCCUCCAACGUUUGUGGCAGCGAAGUUACAAGAGUUAUGGCUCUCCAGAGGUAGUCGAAGCGUCACUCUUCCAACGCUUACAGACUUUUCCAAAGAUAUCCAAUAAAGACACUCACCUGCUGCAGGAGCUUGCAGAUCUUCUGCUAGAGUUAGAGUAUGCACAAAGUGAAAGUUAUCUGCCAGGCCUUAGCUUUCUUGACACCCCAAGGGGGAUAAACCCGAUAGUUGAAAAGCUCCCUUAUGGACUCCAGGAGUCAUGGUUGAAACAAGGGACAAAAUACAAAAGAGACAAUGGUGCAGUUUACCCACCUUUCUCAUAUUUUGUUCAGUUUGUAAAUGACUACGCUGAAAUGAAAACAGACCCUAGCUUUAUGUUACAAAGUUCAAACAUAGUAGAUCCAAAGGUUGACAAGACACCGGUAAAACCAACCAGAUAAAGAGUCCCUGUUACGGUAAACAAAACAGAUAUCAGUCAA